This is a messenger RNA of Ictalurus furcatus (blue catfish), 3566 nucleotides long. RefSeq names its product glucoside xylosyltransferase 2 (gene gxylt2). The transcript has 7 exons. The record is from RefSeq and is a predicted model, not a curated record. Gene Ontology annotation, biological process: protein O-linked glycosylation via N-acetylgalactosamine. Gene Ontology annotation, molecular function: UDP-xylosyltransferase activity. Bases 165 to 1514 code for a protein of 449 amino acids. Lineage: Eukaryota; Metazoa; Chordata; Actinopteri; Siluriformes; Ictaluridae.
UUCGUGGACUGUCCGCGCGUUAAGCUGAGCUGGAGACUUGGCUCGCGUUCACAAUGCGAGCUGAGGGAGCAUGGCAGGGCUGGAGGAACACUCUCUGAUCACUCGUUCGGACCGCUAGCUGGCCAGGUCAAUGCGUGGCUGAGCGCACGGAGAACUUUUCCACCAUGAGAAUUCACUGCAAAAUCGUGUUGCUCGCGGUGUGCCUCGGAGUUUUCCUACUUUUCUACUUUUUCGGGGGGAAUGUCGGGGACGAGCCCCCGCUGCUCAGGCACGUUGAAGAGGACCACAAACUUUCCAGUUUUCCAUCUGCGUCUGGACUCGGGAAAAUAGUUUCGGUCGGAGUGGUGAAGCCUCCCGAGCCUCCAAAACAGAUCCGUCCGAGUCGGAAAGGAGGCGGAGGCGGAGGCGGCGGAGGCGGCGGCGGCGGCGAUGCCAGCGCUAAGCUUAGGCAGAAGAGUGAGCUUGGGCAGUCUGGGUUAAAGGUCACUCGUGCAGAGGUUGUUAUGCACCUUGCUGUGGUUGCUUGUGGAAACCGACUGGAGGAAACACUUACCAUGGUUAAAUCAGCACUCCUCUUCAGCAUCAAGAAGAUCAAGUUUCACAUCUUUGCAGAGGAGGAGCUGAGAGAACAGUUUGAGAAAGAGCUGAGCCACUGGCUACAGUCGCUCUCCUCCAAGCUCCAGUACACUCUUUACCCAAUUACUUUUUCCGUGGGGAACGCUGAAGAAUGGAAGAAGCUCUUCAAACCAUGUGCUGCCCAGAGACUCUUCCUUCCUGUCAUUCUGAAAGACGUCGACUCGUUGCUGUAUGUGGACACAGAUGUCCUAUUUCUCCGGCCAAUGGACGACAUCUGGAAAUUCCUGAAAGCCUUCAACAGCACUCAGUUGGCAGCCAUGGCCCCUGAGCAUGAGAUCCCCAAAAUCGGCUGGUAUAGUCGUUUUGCAAGGCACCCGUUCUACGGCGUUACAGGAGUCAACUCCGGGGUCAUGCUGAUGAACCUCACGCGCAUUCGCAGCACUCUGUUUAAGAACAGCAUGAUCGCUAGUGGACUGUCAUGGGAGGACUUGCUUCAUCCACUUUACCAGAAAUACAAGAAUCACAUCACAUGGGGAGACCAGGACCUCCUCAACAUUAUUUUCCACUACAAUCCAGAAUGCCUGUAUACAUUUCCAUGCCAGUGGAACUACAGGCCUGAUCACUGCAUGUAUGGCAGCAACUGCAAGGGGGCCGAGGAGGAGGGUGUGUCUAUUCUCCAUGGCAACCGUGGCGUUUACCAUGAUGACAAGCAGCCAGCUUUUAAAGUGGUGUAUGAUUCUAUACGUGAUUAUCCUGUUGGAGAAAACAUGUUCCAGUCCUUGUUUUAUCCUCUCCAGACCAAAUUCUUGGACACGGUCAACACGCUAUGUGGCAGAGUUCCUCAGGUGUUUCUGAAGCAGAUCGAGAAGACCAUGAAGGCCGUGUUUGAGCAGAAAGUGGUCCGCCACGCUCGGCCGCUUCACAGACAGCGUCGCUGAACUGCAGCAGAUGCAGUCUAUAAAUGACAAGGAGAAGAUCGGAUUCUCCAAAACCAGUGGUGGUUUUUUUUUUUUUUGGUUUUGUUUUUUUAUGGAACGUGCAAUACCAAGACCUUGGUGUGGUUUCCUGACCAGUGUUCUCUGUCUGGACAGGAUGCUACAGAGCUUCUUGGAUAGACUGGGUUUUAAGCAGUGGUUAUUAUGGAAUAAAUGGCAGCUUGAUGAGGGGGUUGCUCUCCAAAGAACUGAACCACUUAAGUACAAGAGCAAUGUGGGGGGGAAAACAGUCCAUAAGGUUAAUACUAGGAUAAAUGAAUUUAGCAGGAUUUUUUCAGAGGAGUUGGUAUAAGUGAUAGAGAUUAUGUUAAAAUAAUAACAUUUUUCUCUUGUACAGUGUAACAGAGCGGCAGAUUGCACACACUAUAUUAUUAGUUUGACUCUAGUUGCAAAGAAUAUUAAGAUAACUUCUUAGCACAAGCUUGGCAGACAUAAAGACAUUUUGAAAAUGCAACUGGGGACCAGGCUGUGGGUUAGACAGAGGCAAGAACAGGGUGGUGUAGCACUUGAAUGUGCAAUGUUCCUCUUCAGAGCUAAUGUUUUAGAAGGAAGCAAAUGCCAGUCAUUGUUGCCUCGGGCAGUGUUGUAGAACUGAGUGACAUUAUUGCCUGAUAAUGGGCUACUUUUAUUCAUUUCAGUAGUCAGAUUGUGUUUGCUGUUUACCACUGUGGUGCUUCUGAACUAAAAUCCUGGUUUACAUAUACACCCAGUCUACAGAGCCCUGCCAAUGUCAUAAGCCAUAAAUAAUGUGAAAUCCGUGUACAUUCCUAUGAUCGUAAUAAGGUACAGAUAUAGCAUAAAGCUUUCCGUUUCUUUCAACAUGACAGUAUUAUGAUAUAAAUCACUAAGAAGCACAAAUUGUCUGGUUUAACAAUAAUAAUAAUAAUGAUUCAUGCAUGAUUCAGAGUUUUUAGAAGGUUUUUUUUUGUGUGUAAAAUGCAUUCUUCUAAAAUUGGAUAUGACACAGAUUUGACCUCUCAUAAGCUUUUAUGAGGCAUAAAAUAUGGCAGCGAAAUUGCUUUUGGAAACUAAUAUACUGCUAAUUCAGCAGCAGUAUGCCGAGACAUUUGUGCUAUUAUUUCCAUCUUGUGGCAACAGAAAUUGUCUUAUAACUCGCUCAGGACCGAUUCUCAGCUCCAUCCCCCUUUCAAGGUUGUGCGAUGUUCUGCGCAGACUCACUGAUCAUUUAAUCAUUAUUCCCCUGAAGUGUGUUGCAUAUAUAAUACGUGGAUCGUCGCGUAUGGGGCGCGCGUCUUCAAGUCAAGAUCCUAUCGAGCAAAAAACUUCAUCAUCAGGUGGGGGACAGAAACAAAUGUGAUCAAGCAAUAUGAAAUGAGUGUUUCAUAUUACAAAAACUUUAGGAAGUACAUUACAUUACUUAUUCGUAAUUCAAACUAUAACAUGAGGAUGUGACGCUGAGCUGAGCCUGGUAGAUGCUUAUUGAAGGAAAUUUCAAAGGAAAAAUCCACCCUGGGCGAUUUCCAUAUUAAUCUUUCUAAUUAACAUGGUAUCUUCAAUAUCAUUCAAGGUUUGUUUGGUCGAGUUGACUUUUUGAGUUUAAACUUUCAUUGACAUGCUGGUCUAUUUUCAUUUCAGUUAAAAGCUUCUUACAUUACCCACAAUGCCACCCUGACUACCCAUUGCUUAGUGGCGCAGUGGGAUUUAUACUGCAUUUGGCUUACUUCAUCGUGACGUCAUUUUCGACCUCAACACAUUCAACGCGCACAACAAAGUAAAAAAUAAUAAAAACAUGGACGCCUCCAUGUUUGUCUUUUGUUAGCAACAAGCUAUCCAGCUAACUGUGAUUGGUGACAAAAUUUAUAGUCAGUGUUAUACAGGAUGUCCCAAAAGUCUCCAUACUUGGGGGACUAUGUAUUCCAGCACCACGGCGGUUGUGACUUUGUCAGUGAAUGUUCUUGGUUGGUCCGCAACACUUCCAGUCUUUUUAAAUUUGUUAAUAAGUUUGGCAAUAAGUGUGGUGUGUGUGAUGUGUUU